Oikopleura dioica is the source of this 438-nucleotide messenger RNA. The record is from the annotation of a GenBank genome assembly. NCBI's taxonomy places the organism in Eukaryota, Metazoa, Chordata, Appendicularia, Copelata, Oikopleuridae.
AUGAGGAAGAAAAUCGACAGUCAUGAUGAUUAUUUGACAAACCAGGGCGUCAAAAUAGAAGCAUUGACGGAAGAUUCAACUUCUCUUUCGAACGAUUUGGCUGAUAUCAAGAUGACAGUUCAUGAAAAUUUGAGCAACUUGAAACUUGUGGCAGGACAGAAUAAGAAUGAUCUUGACGCGAUGAAAGAAAAGUUCAACUCCCUUUACAAGAGCAUGGAAACGAUGACAAAUGGAGAGGAGUUCGUUGCACAACUGGCCAAGAUCGAGCGAGUUGUUUCUUUGUCGAAUUCAACGGUCCUUUCGUCUCUUUCUGAUGCAAAGCAAAAGAUUCUUGAGCUGAAGACGGAGUAUGAGACAGACUUGAAAAAACUGACCAACUCCCUGUCAAUAACGGAAUCGAAGCUGUCGGCGAGCAUUGCUCAGCAAGUGAAAAAAUAG